Guillardia theta CCMP2712 is the source of this 1584-nucleotide messenger RNA. RefSeq lists its product as hypothetical. The transcript has 16 exons. Gene Ontology annotation, molecular function: protein binding. NCBI's taxonomy places the organism in Eukaryota, Cryptophyceae, Pyrenomonadales, Geminigeraceae. The record is from RefSeq and is a predicted model, not a curated record. Bases 1 to 1584 code for a protein of 527 amino acids.
AUGUUGCAUCAUGAAUCUUUCGACCACAAAGAGAGGGAAGCGUUAGAGAGGAGCAAGCAGACCAUCGCUGAUCUACAGGCAGAGAUCUUCAGUCUGAAGAAUAUUCUCAGACAGCAGGAAGCUCGACAAGAGGCGGAGAGUGCCCAAGUUGCCAUCAAAUCAGAGCAAUGCGAGGCGAAAGAGAAACAAUUAUCGGAAUCACAAGAUGAGAUCAACAAACUCAAGAAAAGCUUAAAGAAUGCCGAAGAGGAAGUAUCGACGGCGAAUUCAAAGAUUCGAAUCUUGUCGCAUCAACUAGAGGCGUUGAAGAAGACCAAACAAAGUCCGGAGAAGGACUCAAAUCUCUCCGAAAGAUGCAUGGAGGCCGAGGCAAAAGUGAACGCCCUCAUUGAUGUAUAUUUUCCGAAGUUGAUGACCUCAGCGUUUUCAUACGAUUUCAGCUUAUCGACUAUUUUUGAUGUCUGGGCCCAGCACAUGAAAGUUCGAAAUAAAGUCAAAUUUGGCAAGUUCAGGAUUCUCAAUCGGUUCAAGUUCAAAGUGUACUUCUAUGGAAAACGACACAGCAUCCAGCCCAUCAAAGAGUUUGAUUUUAUCGCCAGCACGGUCAACACCCUAGAAUUGCUCAAAGGGGCAUAUCAUACGAAUAGGCUUACCUUGACAACUCCGAGAGGACCGGGAGGGCAGGACAACAGCAAUGAACUGAUAGUCCAGGACAAGUCGAUGACUUCGAAUGAUCGAUCGAUUCAUUCAAAAGGAGACACUUCCCCUGGAAACACUGACGAGGGACCGUUGGAUUGGAUUUUCAAGUACCUUGGAGAGCAAGAGUCAAACAACAAUACUGUCAACAGCCUUCCUGGACCUUCCAAUGGCACAAGUGGGAAAGGCAGUCAGAGUUCUUCACGAUUUAAGAAGAUCAAUUCCUUGGAGACGCCUGCAAAGGCGAUGAUUAUUCCAGAUCACAACGUGUUCAUUGAAGCAGAGCUUGGAUUGCAUGUUCAUAAUCUAGUGGGUGCAAGAGAAAGUCCCCGCAAGAACCAUCUGAGCCUGUCAAGUACACAAGGCACUGCAGCAGCAAAUCAGAGCCAACACUUGACGGUGCAUGAGCUCUCCGCUGAUUGGGAAAAACGAACUUUCACAGCAAGGCGCAGCUACCCAGAAAGCAAGUUGACACCCCGUGGUGAACCCCAAGUGCAGAGCGCUUACGUGAAGUCCGCCCAUGACCUGGAGAGAUUGAAGUUACAACCGGAGCUGAUAGCGCAAAUCUCUUUUCAAAAUCAGUUGCCGAGAGGGUGGAAGAAAUACUACGACGAAGUCAACCAAAUGCCCUACUACUACAAUGAAAUCUUGAAAGUAACGCAGUGGGAAAGACCGCCAGCUACGCGGGGAACGCCAAUCGAAAUUUCCCCAAGCUUGCAGGAUUCAGCGGACGGUUCCAAAGAAGCAGAGGCAGAAAACGGCACCAAGCGAUUCGACAAGAAUGUUUCCCCUGGUGAUGCUUAUGAUGCAAACAAUGGUGGGUCACCCAGACUCACUCCAAGAAGUCCGAUGAGAAAGGCUAACGUGUUGAAUCGUGUUAAUCGUUAG